Molecule: messenger RNA, 237 nt
Organism: Pyricularia pennisetigena
Lineage: Eukaryota; Fungi; Ascomycota; Sordariomycetes; Magnaporthales; Pyriculariaceae
Exons: 2
Coding region: 1-237 (78 amino acids)
Source: RefSeq, a predicted model, not a curated record
AUGCAGCUUUCCGUAUUUAUCACAUUCUUUGCUGUGGCCGCUGGGCUCCAGGAAGCGCGUGGAAAAGGAGGAAAUAAGACUGUUGCACUUUGCCAAACCGGGCACGGCAUUCAUAUUGACUUCUCACAGAUGACGCAACAUCAAGCACCAAGGGCAGAUGCCUUAAUAUCUGCCCAGGUAGAUAGCAUGAUGAAGGGCACGGAGACAGCCGAGUGGGAAUUGAGGGUUUACAUGUAA